Messenger RNA from Ceraceosorus guamensis, 3686 nucleotides. Its product is annotated as ARM repeat-containing protein. NCBI's taxonomy places the organism in Eukaryota, Fungi, Basidiomycota, Exobasidiomycetes, Ceraceosorales, Ceraceosoraceae. Gene Ontology annotation, biological process: protein import into nucleus. Gene Ontology annotation, molecular function: nuclear import signal receptor activity; small GTPase binding. The transcript has 10 exons. Gene Ontology annotation, cellular component: nucleus; cytoplasm. Bases 314 to 3553 code for a protein of 1079 amino acids. The record is from RefSeq and is a predicted model, not a curated record.
CAGCAUUCACAGCAUUCAAGAGAAGAAGCACAUUUGACCAACUCAGGAAUGCUCACCCUUGUUCGCCAACACCACCCGUCCACAAAUAGCAGCCUCUCGUCCUGCGAGACUCUUCAUACAUUCGAGAGCCUUCGCACACUGUUCCCUAGUAUCUCUUGAGGAGCACUUUACGAAUCUGAGACGUCUCUUCGCCCCCCGUCAGCACACCAACGCGUCGAAUCACGCUCCAUUAUCAUCAAUCCUCGCCUGAUACGUCCCCGUCACCACAUAUACCCAGCUCCGACGUGAUCAAUCAACGCUACAGGUCGAUAAGAUGGACGCCCAAUACGUCGAGCGUCUGCACGCGCUGCUUCAGCAGUCGAACGUGCCAGACACCAACCAACUCCGAGAGGCUACCGAGGGAAUCAAAGCUGCGUCCACACAGCAGCAAUUCGUGCCCGCGCUCUUCGAAAUCCUAGCAUCCAGCCCAGACCUUGCCGUCCGUCAGCUCGCCGCUGUCGAGAUGCGCAAGCGCAUCCACAAAAAGCCAGAAACAGCGUGGGUCAAGCAAGCUGUCGACGUGAGGACUGGUAUCAAGGCGCGCUUGUUGGAUCUGUUGCCAAAGGAGGAGAGCACCCUGGUCCGGAAUGCGAUUUCACGUGUUGUGUCCGAGAUUGCCAACAGAGAACUCAUCGCUGGUACUUGGCCUGAGCUUCUCCCAUUCCUCUUCGCGGCGGCAGACAGUCCUAACGCAACGCAUCGUCAAAUUGCGAUCUUUGUCUUCUAUACGGUGCUCGAGACACUCGUUGAUGGUGGAGAAAAGUUGGAGGCCUACCUGCCCCAAAUCCUUGCAGUAUUUGCCAAAAGUCUUCAGGAUCCCGAGAGUAUCGAGGUCCGCAUCACCACAGUCCGCGCCUUGGGCAAAGUAGCACAAAAUCUUGAGGAUGACUCGGAGGCGGAUCUUGCGCAAGUGCAAGCCGCCAUUCCUCAGAUGGUUCGCGUGCUGCACGACUCCUUGGAGCAGUCCCACACAGAUGGUGUCAAGCAAUGCCUAGACGUCUUCGAAUCUUUGUGUAUGCUGGAAGACUCUGUGCUCGCCAAUGCUAUCCCCGACCUCAUCGAAUUCUUCUUGAAUAACGGCGCCAACACCACCCUCGAAGAGGAGCUUAGAAUAAUGUGCUUCAACUCGCUCAUCUGGGCUUGUCAGUACAAGCAAAACGUCAUCAAGAACCAAAAGCUGGCAAAGCCCAUCAUUGAGCGCCUAAUGACUGUCGCUGUCGAGGAUGAAGGCGACGACUACGAUGAGGACACACCUAGCCGUCUCGCCCUGCGCGUUAUCGAUGGCCUGUCGACGUCCCUCCCGCCCGCUCAAGUAUUCCCGCCUCUGCACGAGCAGAUGCAAGCAUAUAUGGGACACGCCGAUGGCAAUCACAGAAAAGCUGCGCUCAUGGCAUUCGGCGUUGCUGUAGAGGGCUGCUCAGAAUACAUCCGGCCCCAUAUCGAUCAACUUUGGCCUUUCAUCGAAGCCGGCUUGCGCGAUCCCGAGGUGGUGGUCAGGAAAGCUGCUUGCGUCGCAAUCGGCUGCCUUUGCGAGAGCUUGGAUGACGAGUGCGCCAAGCGACACGCAGUGCUACUGCCUAUGAUCAUGGAGCUGAUCAAUCACGAGGAGACCCAGCGAUCUGCAUGCACUGCUCUCGAUUCUCUGCUUGAAGUCAUGGGCGAGGACAUCAGCCAGUACCUGCCUGCCAUCAUGGAGCGACUGGCAGGUCUGCUCGAGUCUGCACCUAUCCCCGUCAAGUCGACAGUCACUGGCGCUAUCGGGUCUGCUGCGCACGCUUCCAAGGAGGGCUUCUUGCCAUACUUCCCUCAGACACUUCAACGUAUGCUGCCCCACCUGCUCCUCACCGAGGAAGGUGAUCAAAUGGAUCUGAGAGGUAUCACCACCGACGCUAUCGGCACCUUCGCGGAGGCUGUUGGCAAAGAAGCCUUUAGGCCGUACUUCCAGGACCUCAUGAACCACAACUUCGAGAGCAUGAAGCUCGAGAACCCCAGGCUUCGCGAAUGUGCUUUCAUCUUCUUCGCCGUCAUGGCCCGUGUGUUUGGCGAGGAGUUUGGUCCCUUCCUGCCUCACGUCGCGCCCUUGCUUCUUGGCUCUUUCAAGCAGAGCGAGCACGAUGCAGUGCCAGGUGCCUCUGGGGAUGGCAUCAUCAGUGGCGCUGGCGUCGGUACUAACGCCUCUGGCGAAUACACCACUGAAGACGAUGGCGACGAAGAAUUCAUCGAUCUCGACGACCUCAAUGACGCUUUUGCAAACGUGAACAGCGCCAUUGCGGUCGAGAAAGAAGUUGCAGCAGACUCUAUCGGCGAAAUUUUCACGCACACCAAGCACGCUUUCCUUCCCUAUCUCCAAGAGAGCGUGGAACAACUCGGUCAUUUGCUUGAACACUUCUACCAAGGCAUCCGAAAGAGCGCCGUGGCGGCAUUAUUCGCUUGCAUCAACACUCUCAACGAGAUGUCGAACCCCUCAACAUGGCAGCCAGGUCUUACUGUGCAAGUACCUCUCAACAGCGACGUGCAAAAUCUCGUCAACACUGUGAUUCCUGCAUUGCUGGAUGCUUGGAACGACGAAGAUGAUAGAACAACUGCCAUCGAGUUCUGCCAAUCAUUGGCGGAAUGUUUGAACAAGAACGGUCCAGCUAUCAUCAGUCAGCACGCGGACCGCGUCUGCAACUUUGCUGCCGAGAUCCUCGACCAGAAGAGCUUGGCGCAAAUAGACAACGAUCCUUCAGAAGAUGAGGCAGGCGCAGAAGACAUUUCGGAGUACGAGUCCGUUCUCAUCGGCGCAGCAAUGGAUCUCGUGGGCGCCAUGUCCCACGUCUUUGCUCAAGACUUCCUGGACCCUCUGAGAGCCCUGCUGCCUAAGGUCACAAAGUACUACUCACCCUCGCGCUCUACAACUGAUCGUGGAGCUGCGGUUGCUUCUCUCGGCGAGAUCAUCAUUGGUAUGAAGGGCGCCAUCACACCACUCACCGGUGACAUUCUUACUACAUUGUCAAGGGCUUUGCAAGACGAAGAACCUGCCGUACGAUCAAACGCUGCGUUCGCAUCGGGUGUGCUCAUUGAGCACUCCGAGCAAGACCUCAGUGAACAUUUCGGAGCGCUUUUGAAUGCUAUCCGGCCUAUGUUUGAGGUGCCUGCUGGAACCGAGAAAACGGACAUCCUCAACGCGCGAGACAACGCCUGCGGUUGCUUGUCCAGGAUGAUCACUCGCAAGCCCGAUGCUGUGCCCUUAGAUCAGGCUCUGCCUAUCUUGUUCUCGUCCAUGCCUCUCAAGGAGGACAUGGCAGAAUGGACGCCAGUUUUCAAGAUGCUCAUCACUCUGCUACAAGCCAACGACCCGAUCGCCAUGCAGCACAUCGACACGAUUCUCGGCCUCUUUGCUCACACUCUCGGCGACGCGAGCGAGCCGCUCGACCCGCAAUUGAGAGGCACGGUCGUCGCCUUCGUCAGCUCCUUGAAUGCCUCUGUGCCAGACAAGGUCGCUGCUGCCGGUUUGACGCAAUUCCUCGUCUAAAGCGCCCUUCACCUGCCUCUAAUUCUUCGCUGUUACCGUGGCCCUCCCUCUCUUUGUCUUCGCAUACACCCACCACAAAAUGAAAUUGCUUUCACGACUUUUGUCGCUCGACCCCACCCUGCCCGAAUUGUAA